This is a messenger RNA of Thyridium curvatum, 888 nucleotides long. RefSeq lists its product as uncharacterized. Bases 1 to 888 code for a protein of 295 amino acids. Lineage: Eukaryota; Fungi; Ascomycota; Sordariomycetes; Thyridiales; Thyridiaceae. The transcript is spliced from 2 exons. The record is from RefSeq and is a predicted model, not a curated record.
AUGCUCUCCCGCCUCGCCCUCUCCGCCGCCCUCGCAGCCACCCUCGCGGCCGCCGGCACCGGCGAGGUCAAGUGCCCCAUCAUCUUCGACGGGCGCGUGCCCGCCGCCCUCGAGCCCUCGGCCUUUGACAGCGACGGCAACGGCAACCCCUACGGCGCAGAGUACGUCAAGGGCCGAGGGCUCACGUGGUCGCAGAUCCUGCGGUUCCCCGCCGGCGCCGGCGCCUCGCGCUUCGAGAACGCCGCCGCCCACAAGCCGCUCGAGGUGACCAUCGGCGACGGCUCCGUCUUCCAGGACCAGCGCGGGUUCCGGCGCGCGGGCCUGCAGUUCGCCGGCGACGCCAACACCGGGUCCCCGGGCGCCCGGGGGCUCGUGACGCUGCACUUCAGCGUGCGGCAGGACGCCGCGCGGCCGCUGAACCUGUCGCACGAGUACCUCGACGUGUGGCACGAGACGAGCGACUACGCGGCCGACCAGGUCAUGUUCCAGGUCGGCACGCUGAUCGGCCAGGAGCGCCUGCCGAGCGACACCUUCAAGGUCGUGUCGCGCGACGGCCGGCAGCUGUGGAGCACGCCCGUCGACGCCGGGGCCUGGCAGAACUUUGCCAUCCAGAUGGACUACCGGAAAAAGGGGUUUUUAACGAAUGGAGGAAAACACAGCACGGUCCAGGUGUACUACUCCAAGGACGACGCGCCCCUCGAGGUCGUCCUCCAGGCGACGAGCAACAACAUGGCCGGCGAGGGCCAGUACCAGCUCGGCAUGCUCAAGAAGCCCACGGGCACGAGCGACGUCGUCAACUCGGGCUACCAGGAGAGCGGCAUCGACGAGGGGCAGAUCUACGGCAGCGUCUUUCUCGAGGACAGCUCCAACGGCUGCGUGUCGUUGUGA